This is a messenger RNA of Pangasianodon hypophthalmus (striped catfish), 1987 nucleotides long. It is a transcript of the gene gimapl, whose product is annotated as GTPase IMAP family member 9. The record is from RefSeq and is a predicted model, not a curated record. The transcript has 3 exons. NCBI's taxonomy places the organism in Eukaryota, Metazoa, Chordata, Actinopteri, Siluriformes, Pangasiidae. Bases 120 to 932 code for a protein of 270 amino acids. Gene Ontology annotation, molecular function: GTP binding.
CUCGGCAGUAUGUGGGUGUGUUAAAGGGAUAAACCACACCUACACGCGUACACGCUUUGCCAACCAAUCAACCAGGAAAUCUCUCUAUCCAGGAUAAAGAAACAAUAAACUUAAACAAUAUGAUGGAGUCUAACAAAUUAAAAGAAUUAUCUGGAAAUGAUAAUUUUGACACCAAAGAGGAGAAAAAAUUAUCUGCUUCCAACCGUCUCUCUGAGCUGCGCCUUAUCCUUUUGGGCUGGCGGUGGCCUGGGAAAAGCCUGACUGGAAACUCUAUCCUGGGGCGUGAAGAGUUUCGGCUGGAACGAGCAUCUGAAUUCUCAGUGAAGCGCGAUACAGAGCGCCACGGUCGCAAGCUGACUGUUGUGGACACACCAGGCUGGUUUUCAGCUCAGACCACUCCAACUGCUUAUCAACAGGAGAUGGCUCGUAGCCUGGGUAUGUGCCCACCGGGGCCGCAUGCUUUCCUGCUUGUCGUGCCUGUAGGCAUGUUCACAGACACCGACCGGGCGAGAAUCGAGGAGAACUUGGUGCUGUUUGGUGAGGCUGUGUGGAGGCACACUAUGGUGGUGUUUACGUGGGCCGAGGUGCUGAAGAACAUGCCAAUUGAGAGAUAUAUCCGGCGCCAAGGUAGUGCACUGCAGUGGGUGCUGGACAAGUGCAAGAAGAGAUACCAUGUUAUCAACAACGAUGCCUUCGGAGAGCACACGCAGGUUCCACAGCUGAUUGAGAAGGUGGAGAAGAUGGUAGCUGAGGAGGGAGGGCACUUCAGACCAAUGACAGAGGAGGAGAAAGCUCAAAAUCAGGUUACAGCUGAAGCUACUGAUGAGAACUCAAACCCGAAAGAGGUGAAAGAGAAGCGUGAGCUUGGAGCUCGACCCAAACAGAACUGUUCCUUCAGCUCAGUGUGGACUGUCGAUGUGGAGAGUCCAUAAAAUUUGAUGGAAGGAGUGUCUGAUUGAAGAUUGAAGGACAGGGACCAGAGAGCGAAUUUGUGCUGCUUCAUUACAUUCCUUUAUCUGAUAUCAUUUGGUGAAUAUCUGCAGCUACAGGAUAUGACUAUUUAUUUACCUAAAAACAGCAAAGUGAUAUAUUUAUUUUACAUACUGCAUGUGCUGUAUAUCUUUAAAAGAGGGAAAAAUGAGACACCUGCUAAUCAGUUGAUCUGCACUACUGAAGUCAUGACAGCUAGUUGUUACUCUGUUAUAAUAACUCAUUUUUUUUACUGUUAGGAAGAGUAGUUACAUUUUUCAUUUUUGUGUAUUACUAAAUCAAUGUCAUAUCAGAAUCUACAAUGAAUAUUGCCAUUGGACAUUUUAUAACCUACAUGCAAAGCCCAAUAUUUUAUUGCUCAUUUUCUUUUAAACACUUAAACCACCAUACUUCUGCCUUGACUCAUAUAUAUACUCUCUAUAUAUCACUAUAUAUAUAUUUUUUAAUAUGAAGUCACUGAAUAAAUGUCUUUUUUAUUAUUGGAUGUUAAAAGUGCUUUUGGGGAGCAUUUUAAAAAGGAGUAGAAACAUAUUUUCACUGAUUGCUAUAUUUAAGAAGACAAAUUUAACUUUUAACUUUUAUCUUAAGUGGAUCUUUUAAUUGCACCAAAAUAUAAAUAUUCAGCAGAAUGUCAAACUGGACAGUGGAAAAGCUUGCACCAAGACACACAGUGAAACAAACUGCAAAGUUUGUUCUAACUAGAACACUAUUUGUUCUCAAGGUAGCAAUAAUACUGUACCACAGUGUAAUGGUGUCAUGAAGAGUUAUGAUUGUAUUUUAUUGAACACAAAAAAGAAAAUUGAGAAUGUACAUGGAAUUAAACAAUAAGUGAACUUCCAUAAGAGUUGAAGAAAGUGGGUUCCAUUUGGAGUUAAAUAUAUCUGUUCAUAUAUAAGUGAAUUAAAAAUUGUUAAAACAGGUUAUGUAAUUGCAUAUCUCUGUGUGCUGUAGUUUUGCAAUAGAACAUUUUAUGAUUAAAAGAAACUGUGAUCCAGUG